Molecule: messenger RNA, 727 nt
Organism: Schistosoma intercalatum
Lineage: Eukaryota; Metazoa; Platyhelminthes; Trematoda; Strigeidida; Schistosomatidae
Source: the annotation of a GenBank genome assembly
CUUUAAAUUAAAACAAAGCAAAUUCAAUAUUGAUAUAUAUUUGAAAAGAAGAAGACGACGACGAGGAAGAAGAAGAAAUCUAUUUAAUUAUAUAAAAAUGCCAUCGAAAUUAAUCUAUGAAAUCGUUGAAAAUGAUAACAAUAUAGAAGCUCAAUUAAAUUGUUCUGAUGAAAUUACUGAAGUAUUGAACUCAUCAGAAUGUAUACAAAAAGAUAUAUUAACUAAAACUUUACAUAAUAAUGGAAAUAAUAAAAACCAAAUAAAGCAUAAAACAAAUCAAUCAUUAAAGAAUGAGGAAGGAAUUAGAAGCUUUUUUAUAUCUAAUCAAUUAUGGAUUGUUACUUUGUUAAUUCUAAUUAUCGUAAUUGUUAUUGCAUUAUUAUCUGUCUGGUUUGGAAUUGUAAAUUGUAAGUCCAAAUUAUCUGGUGUAGAUAUUGUUAAAGUACCCGGUGGUAGUCAAGUGAUAUCUUCCACGACAAAUGAGACGAUCAAUAAAAUAUGUUUGGAACCAAUUGAAUCAGGUCCAUGCAGAGCUUCCAUCGAGAUGUUUGCUUUUAAUGUAGACCAAUGGAGAUGUAUCAAAUUCAUUUAUGGUGGUUGUCACGGGAAUUCCAACCAGUUCGCUAGCAUAGAAGAGUGUGAAGCUGUAUGCCAUUAAGUGAAUUAUAAUUUCAAUAAAUAUGUUUCAAGUUAUGUAAUUCACUGUUUGAUUUUUUUUGGAUUUCUU